Molecule: messenger RNA, 3096 nt
Organism: Closterium sp. NIES-67
Lineage: Eukaryota; Viridiplantae; Streptophyta; Zygnematophyceae; Desmidiales; Closteriaceae
Source: the annotation of a GenBank genome assembly
AAGUCGAACAAAAACCGCACAAAAAUCAGCAGUGUAGCUCCCGCGCCGGCUGGGUUAGCCCAAAUCCAGAGAGAGGGAUGACGGGGUAAAUGGAGGAAGGGAGGGAGAGAGGGAGGGAAGAAAGGGGAAGGCUGAGGAGGACGGAAGAGAGCGAAGGCGACGAGGUUGUCGAGGUGAUUAGAAUGGCGAAUACUAUUCGUGGCGAUAACGAGGAGAUUAGCGACGAAAGAGAGGAUGCUGGACGAGAAAUUUGCGAGACCAGAGACGAAAGCGAGGAACGUCCUGAUGAAGGCGAGAGGGCUCGCGAAAGCGAGGAGGCUCGCGAAAAGGAAGAGGAGGUUUCGCAAGCAGGGAGAGAGGAGGUUUCGCAAGCAGGGAGGGAGGAGGUUACGCAAGCAGGGAGAGAGGAGGUUACGCAAGCAGGGAGGGAGGAGGUUGCGCAAGCAGGGAGAGAGGAGGUCACGCAAGCAGGGAGAGAGGAGGUCACGCAAGCAGGGCGAGAGGAGGUUGCGCAAGCAGGGAGAGAGGAGGUCACGCAAGCAGGGAGAGAGGAGGUCACGCAAGCAGGGCGAGAGGAGGUUACGCAAGCAGGGAGAGAGGAGGUUGCGCAAGCAGGGAGAGAGGAGGUUGCGCAAGCAGGGAGAGAGGAGGUCACGCAAGCAGGGAGAGAGGAGGUCACGGAAGCAGGGAGGAAGGAGGUUACGGAAGCAGGGAGGGAGGAGGUUACGGAAGCAGGGAGGGAGGAGGUUACGCAAGCAGGGAGGGAGGAGGUUGCGCAAGCAGGGAGAGAGGAGGUUACGCAAGCAGGAAGAGAGGAGGUUACGCAAGCAGGGAGGGAGGAGGUUACGCAAGCAGGGAGAGAGGAGGUUGCGCAAGCAGGGAGAGAGGAGGUCACGCAAGCAGGGAGGGAGGAGGUUACGGAAGCAGGGAGGAAGGAGGUUACGGAAGCAGGGAGGGAGGAGGUUACGCAAGCAGGGAGGGAGGAGGUUACGCAAGCAGGGAGAGAGGAGGUUACGCAAGCAGGAAGAGAGGAGGUUACGCAAGCAGGGAGGGAGGAGGUUACGCAAGCAGGGAGAGAGGAGGUUACGCAAGCAGGGAGAGAGGAGGUUACGCAAGCAGGGAGAGAGGAGGUUACGCAAGCAGGGAGAGUACUGAGGAGCAGGAGGAAGGCAAGCUUGGAAGAUAAGGUUGUGGGCGGUAAAGGAGAAGCCUUGGGGGAAAGGGAGGCCGGGGCAAGAGGGGACGUGGGGGCUAAGGGGACGGCCGAGUUUGCGCAACCAGGGAGAGAGCUGAGGGGCGGGAGUGUUAGUAGUUUCAUUUUGAGACGGCUCAAAUCGGAGUUACUGACACACGAGGGGGAACGGGAUGUAGGGGCUAAGGGGACGGUCGAGGCUGUGCUAACAGGGAGGAUACUGAGGGGCGGGAGGACGCUGGACGGGAAACGGGAGAUCUUGGGGGAAAAGGGGACAGGGGCGGGGCGGGAGGCAAGAACAAUAGGUGCAAAGCGGGAGAUAAGGGAUAAACGGGAGGUAGUGGCUAAGGGAAUGGUCUCGGUGAAGAAUGAGGGGGGGGUUGGUGGAGAGGAGAAGGGGAAGGGAGGGGGUGGAAGGGCGGCUGAGGGGCAGAGGAAACGGAUGCGGGUAACGGAAAGGCAGCAACGGGACAGGAAAGGGGAGGAGGGCGCAGAAAAAGCAGGAGGGAUGAGACGGGUAACGGAAAGGGCGAAGCGGGUCAGGGAAGGGGAGGAGGAGGACGCAGGCGAAGCGGGAGGGGAGCUGAGAAGGCUGUCAGGUGAGACAGCAGCGACGAGCUGGUUGGCUGAAAGGCAGAGGAGUAGGGGAAGGCAAAGGGAAGAGACGAGGGAAGAGACAAGGGACGAGGGGGACGCAGGCGAAGCAGGAGGAAGGAGGUGGAGGAGGCUGACAGGAGAGACGGCGGCGACGAGCUGGUUGGCUGAAAGGCAGACGAAUAGGGGAAGGCUGACAACGGAGGAGAUUAAAGACGAGACUAGAAAACUCCUGGAGCAAGGGGAUCUAAAAAAGAUGACUGUUACAUCCGUGCAACAGCAGCUAGGGGAGAUUUUUGGGGAGAAUCUUCUGGUGAGCAGCAAGCGAGUGAGGGCGCUGGUGUAUGAGAUAUUUCAAGAGGAGUGGCACGCGGCAAUGAUGCAGUGACUGGUGCUUGAGAGUGGUUACGGUGUCACCUGGGCUGGGUUGAGCUACUGCCCAGUGAGGGCAAGGGCAGCGAAUGAGGGUACUGGUGUAUGAGAUACAGUAUUUCAAGAGGAGUGGCACGCGGCAAUGAGAUAGCAACCAAGGCAAUGAGAUGCCUAGCAACCAGCGCCUCCAAGUGGGCAGAUCACCUGUGCUGAGCAGCCGUGCAGGCAGCGACUCAGCGGCAAGCGAGUGAGGGUGCUGCUGGCGUGUAAAAUAUUCCCGGACGAGUGGCACACGGCAACGGCGACACGAUAAGACGGACAAUGGCAAGUGCUGUGCUGUUGUUGAGCAGCGAGCGAGUGAGGGUGCUGCUGGUGUGCUGCUGGUGCUGCGAGUGAGGCACGCAGCAAUGGCAGCACAAUAAGAUGGACAAUGGAAAGUGCGGUGCUGUUUUUGAGCAGCAAGCAAGUGAGGGUGCUGAUGGUGCUGCGAGUGAGGGUGCUGCUGGUGUGCUGCUGGUGCUGCGAGUGAGGGUAUUGUUGUAUGGAAUGCUCUGAGUGGUGUGCAACGGCACAGUAAUUGGCUUUUGCAGGUGGGCAGUGGUCAGAUCAGAUCACCUGUGCUGAUGAGCAGCUACGCAAUGAGCAGCGAGCGAGUGGGGAUGCUGGCGAGCAGCAAGCGCGCAACUGGCGAGGUCACAUCACAUGCACCCUUACCUGGGUGCUGGCUGGUGUGGUGUUUGAGGUGGCUGGCAAGGGGAGUGGCCAGGCCACAUGCACCGGACCAGAACCAGUGUCGAACAUAUAUGCAUAUGUUAUUAUAGGCUAGAUAGGUGCAUGCUCUUAGAGAGUACAACUCACUAGCACAAAGUCACCCUGUACCCUCCAUUCUAGUCAAUGCGUUAUUCUGAGAUGGUAUCACGCUAGGUUAGGUCCCUCAC